AGAGCUGAAAAAAAUGGCGAAUGCACAAUUUAAGAUUGGAACAAAAAUAUCUCUUAUUGUUUCUAGGGGACUACUUUGUUCGCAGGGUUCAGGAAGUAAAACAGGAUGUAGCUGAAUGGACAUUGUUUGGAGCAAUUUUGCCAACACGAAUUCAUCAUGGAGGGAAGUUCCAAAAGUGAUGCUGCUGCUGAGCCGAGUGUUGCUGCUCAGGUUCCUUUCCUUCAUUUGUGCACAACUUUAGAGAAAAUCCAGAAGUCCAAACUCCGUCCAGAUAAAUCCAAGAUCCUUGGGGAUUUCAUUGAAUCAUGGCGAAAAUUUCAUGCUGCACUCCACAAGAGCAACCCUAAAACUAUAGACUCCUUCUACCCUGCUAUGCGCCUUAUCGUCCCCCCUUUUGAACGAGAGCGAAUGGCAUAUGGCAUCAAAGAGAGCAUGCUAGCUAAGCUGUACAUAGAUGUUUUAGGCCUACCAAAGAAUGGCCCAGAAGCCAGUAAACUGCUUAACUACCGUGCUCCGACUACAUCCCAAGGAGAAGCUGGGGACUUUGCCGGCAUGGCAUACUUUGUGCUAAAGAAACGAUGCACCAGCCAGGGAAACCUCAGUAUCAAAGAGGUCAAUGACUUUCUAGACUCAGUGGCUAUCAACAAUGCCAGCAAGCAGAAGGAUCUGGUGAAAAAGAACCUGCUGCAUCUCAUCACACAGAGCUCGGCUCUAGAGCAAAAAUGGCUUAUCAGAAUGAUUCUGAAAGACAUGAAGCUUGGAGUCAGCAAGGAAACUGUUCUCCAGGUCUUCCACCCGGACGCCGCCGAGCUCUACAACGUCAACACUGACUUAAAGAAAGUAUGCCAGCAGCUGCACGACCCCUCCGUGUCUUUAAGCGAAGUCUCGAUUGAACUUUUCUCUGCUUUCAAGCCUAUGUUGGCAGCGGUGGCCAACAUCCGCAACGUAGAGAAGCAGAUGGGCAACAGCCCCUUUUUUAUUGAGACAAAGCUGGAUGGGGAGCGGAUUCAGCUGCACAAGGAUGGAGACGUGUACAAGUACUUCAGCCGGAAUGCUUUUGAAUACACACAGCAGUUUGGGGGAUCACCGCUCGAGGGAUCGCUCACUCCUUACAUCCACAACGUUUUCAAAAGCAACAUUGUAAACUGUAUUCUGGACGGUGAGAUGAUGGCGUUCAACCCGACCGCAGAGACCUUCAUGCAGAAAGGGAGCAAAUUUGACAUUAAGAGACUGAUGGACGACUCGGAGCUGCAGACGUGCUUCUGUGUGUUUGACGUGUUGUUAGUCAAUAACCAAAAGCUUGGCAAAGAGCCCCUGAAGAAGCGGUACGAGAUUCUUCAGACCGUUUUCACCCCUGUCAAGGGAAGGAUACAUGUGGUGCCAAAGACUGAAGUCAGAACCAUGCAAGAGGUCAUUGGUGCUCUUAAUGAUGCUAUUGACUACAGGGAGGAGGGGAUCAUGGUGAAGGACCCUUUAUCCAUUUAUAAACCUGAUAAACGAGGGGAGGGCUGGCUGAAAAUAAAGCCAGAAUACGUGGACGGUUUGAUGGAUGAGCUUGACCUGCUGAUUGUCGGUGGUUACUGGGGGAAAGGAAGACGGGGUGGAAUGAUGUCCCACUUUCUAUGUGCUGUUGCUGAAGCGCCAAAACUUGGUGAGAAGCCUUCAGUUUUCCAUUCCUUCUGCCGCAUUGGUUCAGGUUACACUAUGAAGGAGUUGUAUGACCUCGGGUUGAAGCUCGCUAAGCACUGGAAAGUCUACCGGAAGAACGACCCACCUGCAUCCAUCCUCUGUGGAGCAGAGAGACCAGAAGUGUACAUUGAACCCUGCAACUCGGUCAUCAUCCAGGUUAAAGCGGCUGAGAUAGUUGGAAGUGACAUGUAUAAGACCAACUGCACACUGCGCUUCCCCAGAAUCGAAAAGAUCCGUGAGGACAAGGAGUGGCACCAGUGCGUGACUCUGGCAGAGCUGGAUGAGUUUCGCAGCAAGGCAUCGGGAAAACUGGCCUCGCGACACCUUCACAUUGACAACGAUGAACCCCAAAAGAAGAAGCGGAAGCUGCCUGUCAAACCUAAGAAGGUGGUCGGCAUCAUUGACCACUUUAAGCCCCAGGAUCUGUCCGGGGUUUCCAAGGAGACGGAUAUGUUCGAGGAUGUGGAGUUCUGCAUCCUGAAUGGCACUGAAGAUCACCCAAAGUCAGAGCUGGAGAAGGGUGUGGCCAGAUGUGGAGGUAUUGUGGUUCAGAACCCAGGACAGGACACCUACUGCGUGAUUGCUGGCGUGGAAAACAUGCGUGUGAAGAACCUGAUUUCGUCGAAUCAACACGACGUGGUUUGGGCGUCCUGGCUGGUGGAGUGCUUGAACCAGAAAAAAGUGGUGCCAUGGCAACCUCGCCACAUGAUCCACAUGUCUCCCUCGACGCGGGAACACUUUGCCAAGGAGUAUGACUGCUACGGCGACGGCUACUUUGUGGACAUUGACGAGCAGCAGCUGCAGGAGGUGUUCGGCAGGAUCGACAGCAAGCAGGCGGUGACAGCGGUCAACGCGGCACAGGUGGAGGAGCGUUACGGCUGGGAUGACCUUCCCACAAGCAUGUUCAGACCCUUCAUGGUUUACUUGGACAUGUUUGCCGACAUUGGAGAUCCUAAAAGCGCCAUACAUGCUACCUGUCUGGACAUCAGGGCGUUGGAGGUUCGAUAUCAUGGAGGGACGGUGGUGCAGGCGUUGCAGGAAGGAGUUUCACAUGUUGUUGUUGAGGAGGAGUCAAGACUUCUGGACCUAAGGACUCUACGACGCUGCUUUAGGAGGAAGUUUAAGAUUGUAAGAGACUCGUGGGUGACUGACUCAAUCAAAGCAGGCUAUCUGAUGGACGAUGCCGACUACUUGGUUUAAGGUUUCCCAGCGAUAAGCAGAGUUCAAAUUUUAACGGGUAUUUUAAUUCAUUUUUAAUCAUAUUACAAAUAAAGGUAGAAAAUUUAAAUGGCUCUAUCGAUGUGCUUGUCAGGGUUUUAACAUAUUAUAUAAUUUGUUUGUGGUUUCAAAUUGUAUAAGAAGGAAAAUGUCAAUGAUUUUUUUCCAAUUUGAAUAGCUUUAGGAAAUAUUAAAAGGAUAUUUUCAUGGAUAAUUAUUUUAAUGGGAUUUUAUGUGACGGGCCAGCAGCAGUGAAACUAAAAUUAUAUAUUUUUUUGCAAAACUAAUCUGAUAGGUAUGGUGGUUGAUGCCGAGUACACAGUGAAACAUGGUGGUGGCAGCAUCAUGCUGUGGCCAUGUUUAUCUUUUUCAGUAGAGAUAGGAAAUGAGAAGAUGGAUGGAAGUAAAUACUGAUCUCUGACGAGCUUCCCUGUCUUUACUGAAGAAACACAUCCCCACAGAAUGAUGCUGCCACCACCAUGUUUACCUUUGUGUUGGUCCAAUGCUUAUAAGUAUAACUGAAUAUGUCAAUUUAAUAUAAAAAUGUGGAAAUAGUCAAGACUCAUGAAUGCUAUGGCAAUAAAUGACAUUCUCGGUUAUUAGGAGACAUGAAGUCUUUCGUCAUAAUAUGUAAAGGGAUGUACCAGUAUAUGGCAUGUAUAUGUUGAACAAAUGUUUGCAAUUUAGUUUUUAAUAAACAAUAAAGCCAU
Messenger RNA from Girardinichthys multiradiatus, 3617 nucleotides. RefSeq names its product ligase IV, DNA, ATP-dependent (gene lig4). Gene Ontology annotation, cellular component: DNA ligase IV complex; DNA-dependent protein kinase-DNA ligase 4 complex. The record is from RefSeq and is a predicted model, not a curated record. Gene Ontology annotation, biological process: double-strand break repair via nonhomologous end joining; DNA biosynthetic process; nucleotide-excision repair, DNA gap filling. Lineage: Eukaryota; Metazoa; Chordata; Actinopteri; Cyprinodontiformes; Goodeidae. Gene Ontology annotation, molecular function: DNA binding; ATP binding; DNA ligase (ATP) activity. The transcript is spliced from 3 exons. The coding region runs from base 157 to 2889 and encodes 910 amino acids.